Molecule: messenger RNA, 357 nt
Organism: Laetiporus sulphureus 93-53
Lineage: Eukaryota; Fungi; Basidiomycota; Agaricomycetes; Polyporales; Laetiporaceae
Exons: 2
Biological process (GO): carbohydrate transport; transmembrane transport
Cellular component (GO): membrane
Molecular function (GO): carbohydrate:proton symporter activity
Source: RefSeq, a predicted model, not a curated record
AUAUGGAUUAUGGUCGGCGAGACAUUUCCAACGCGAAACGUUGUGACAGCGAGCAACUCGGUGUGGAACUUCCUGAUCGCGUUCUUCACGCCAUUUAUCGUGGACUCGAUCUCAUACCGAUACCAUUUCGUCUUCUCAGCAUGCAAUCUCGUGGGCGCGGUGAUCGUCUAUCUGUUUCUACACGAGUCGUCUGAUUUGUCACUCGAGAAUAUGUACGGCGACCCGUCCUGCAAACCGUGGACGUCUCACAAUUGGACGUCGCCGGACUUCAGCUCACGUAAGGACCUCAUCGAGCAGAUGCCUGCAGCGGAAUUGCGUAAGCCACUCGCAGAGGCCCACGACGAGCGUAUCACGUAA